Messenger RNA from Penicillium alfredii, 1242 nucleotides. Its product is annotated as glycerol-3-phosphate dehydrogenase family protein. The record is from RefSeq and is a predicted model, not a curated record. Gene Ontology annotation, biological process: glycerol-3-phosphate catabolic process; carbohydrate metabolic process. Gene Ontology annotation, cellular component: nucleus; cytosol; glycerol-3-phosphate dehydrogenase (FAD) complex. The coding region runs from base 1 to 1242 and encodes 413 amino acids. Gene Ontology annotation, molecular function: NAD binding; glycerol-3-phosphate dehydrogenase [NAD(P)+] activity. Lineage: Eukaryota; Fungi; Ascomycota; Eurotiomycetes; Eurotiales; Aspergillaceae. The transcript has 3 exons.
AUGGGUUCUCUCGGUACAUUCCAGCGAAAGCACAAGCUCGCCGUGGUGGGCUCCGGUAACUGGGGCACCGCCAUCGCUAAGAUCGUUGCCGAAAAUGCCGCAAGCAAUCCCGAUAUCUUCGAGCAGACGGUGGAGAUGUGGGUGUUUGAGGAGAACGUCGAGAUCCCCAAGACCUCGCAAAACUACGAUCCUUCAAACCCGGGUCCCCAGAAACUGACUGAAGUGAUUAAUCGUACCCACGAGAACGUCAAGUACCUCCCAGGAGUCCAGCUGCCUACCAACUUGCACGCGAACCCGUCGGUGGAGGAUGCCGUUAAGGACGGCACGAUCCUCGUUUUUAACCUGCCCCAUCAAUUCAUCCUCAAGACCUGCGAGCAGCUGAAGGGCAAGAUCCUGCCCUUCGCUCGCGGGAUUUCGUGCAUCAAGGGUGUAGAUGUCAACGAGUCGGGAAUUCACCUCUUCUCAGAAACGAUUGGCAGGACACUUGGUAUCUACUGCGGUGCGCUGUCCGGUGCCAACAUCGCCAACGAGGUUGCCAAUGAGAAAUGGUCUGAGACCAGCGUUGCCUACGACCCCCCGCCCAUGGACUCGAAGGCGCCUACUCCUCAGCGGACCCCUACUUCCUCCCAAAUCGAUCUGGUGCAGUUUGAACACAAGGAUACCUCAGGGCAGUUGUCAAAGAUCAAGUUGAAAGCGCUUCCCUCCGAGUACCCGCCUGUCGACCAUGCCGUGCUCAAGGCGCUCUUCCACCGCCCCUACUUCCACGUGCGUGUGGUCCACGAUGUCGCCGGUGUCUCUAUCAGUGGUGCCCUUAAGAACAUCGUUGCCCUGGCCGCCGGCUGGGUCGACGGCAUGGGAUGGGGUGACAACGCCAAGGCCGCCGUGAUGCGCGUGGGACUUCUGGAGAUGGUCAAGUUUGGCGACAAGUUCUUUAGCGCCACCAUUGACCAGCGCACCUUCACCGAGGAGAGUGCCGGUGUCGCCGACUUGAUUACCAGCUGCGGUGGUGGUCGCAACUUCCGAUGUGCCAAGCACAGUGUUGAGCGCAACCAGCCCAUCGAAGAAAUUGAAAAGGCCGAACUCAACGGUCAAAAGCUGCAGGGAACCUUGACGGCUGUGGAGGUCAACCGCUUCCUGAAGAAGCAGGGCCUCGAGGACGAGUUCCCCCUUUUCACUGCUGUUUACCGAAUCUUGGAGGGCAGCAUGUCGGUCGCGGAGAUUCCUUCGCACAUCGAGCGGUAA